AUGAUGAAAGAAGCGAACCAUUCAGAAGAAGAGCGGCAAAGUUUACUUUCAAACGGGGUCAAAACCGAAGACGAUGCGACGACUUUGACGUUUACGACGAGAUCUACACUGAUGAUCAAAAUUGCCACGAUCACCGCGUUGGCGACGACGUUUGCCACGUUUGGGUACGUUUCCGAGAGCAAGAAGUUGUCUUUGUUGUCUUCUUCUUCGUCCGAGUUAGGGUACAGACGACACUACCGAGGAGAGGCGGACGAUUUUUCCCGUAAACAACCGUCGUCCUCGUCGUAUUCCUCGUCCGCGCGUUUAGGUCGAUGGAGUUCAAGAGAUGACGACGAAGACGAUCGAUACUCCUCGAGACGAUCGUCGUCGAGACAUUCAGACGAUUUUGACGACGACGACGACAGAAGAGGAGGAAGAGGAAACUACGCAAAGUACAGAGACGAGGACGACGAUGCGUACGAGAAAAGAGGCCGCGGACAACGAAGAGAUUUGGGCAAAGACGAAGACGAGGACGAAUAUUCGAAGAAUAAACAUUCCUCCUCUAAAUACGACGACGACGAUGAAGACGAUCAUCGCAAAUCAUCUGCGGAUGAUGAAGAGGAAGAUCAAGAAGAAGAAGAAGACCCGGCGAUGAAAGAAAACUGCGUCGGCGAAGCCGCCGACGAAGAAAAAGGCAUCUACCAGUACCCGGACAAAAUUUGCUUGACGAACCCGUCGUUGACGCCGGCGUGUCUCGGGAACGGAGGCGCGGUUACGGCGUGCAGAUUUUGCCAAACCGAAGAAGCGGUGAGAAAAGUUGCCGGCUGGCCGCAGUGCCCACACUCGGUGUGCGAGAAGAGCUCCGGGAUUGGAUGCAUCGGGGAUUCGUUUUCCAAGAAUGAAAUCUCGUGGAGGAUGCACGUGAAGGACAUCGCGAAACACAACGCGCGCGUGAAACAAAUUGGGAUUUCUGGAACGUGCGAUUCCACGGUUUCCGAUCAAGCGGUGGGGAGACACAUGUUUCGCGACAAGAAGUGCUCGGAACGAUUAUUACCCGGGUGCCAAGACGCGCAAGGGUGUCGAUUUUGCGUCACAAAAUCGGGAGCAAAGUUGGACACGGAAAAAGUCACCGCGCAGUGGCCGACGUGCCCAGCCGCGGUGUGCGCGAGAUUUUCCUUGGAGAAGACCGAUUGCGAAGCGACUUUAGGAUUAUAUACCGUGCCGACGUUUGAGGUUCCCGAAGGGUUUGAUGGUUCGAACUUGCCGAAGCCGAAGUUGGACUUGGAGGCGACACAAAAGAUGCAAGAGCGUUUGAAGCUCCAAAUCAAAGCGGCGAUGACGGGGCAAGACGACCCAGUGUUUGAAGACGAGGACGAAAACGAAAUGCCGGAAGAAGCUCCGUUAAAAUCGGAAUCUCCCUUGGAAGAGACGAAGAACAACAAGGAUGAAGACGAAGAAGAAGACUCCGAUCGUAAAUCUUCCUCCUCCUCCAAAGGUCGCUACGACGACGACGACGACGACGACGAUCGAAGACACUCGUCGUCAAAGUACGACGACGAUGGAGAAGACGAUCGACGCUCUGCCUCUAAAAAGCACUACGAGGAUGACGACGACGAGAAAGACGACCGCCCCCGAAGAAGCCGGGAUGACGACGAUCGACGCGACGAUGACGAUCGACGAGAGGACAAAAAAUCUUCCUCCAAGAGUCGAUACGACGAUGAAGACGACAGACGAGAUUCUCCCAAGAAGCGUUACGAUGAUGAAGACGACAGACGAGAUUCUCCCAAGAAGCGUUACGAUGAUGAAGACGACAGACGAGAUUCUCCCAAGAAGCGUUACGAUGAUGAAGACGAUGACGACAGAAGAGACAGUCACCGAUCUUCUCGUUACGACAAAGACGACGAAAGAGAUCGAUACGAUGACAGAGAUGACGAUCGCAGAUCUUCGCCCAAGAGCCGAUACGACGACGACGACGAGGAAGACAACAGACGUUCCUCCUCCAAGAUGGGUCGCCACGAAGACGAGGACGACCGCGAAGGCGACCGACGCUCCAAGAAGCGAUCCGACGACGAAGUAGAAGAAGAAGGCGACCGCAGACGAUCCACAAAGUAUGACGACGAGGAGAAAGACGAUCGAUCGAGGCGCCCAUCGUCGAAGUACGACGACGACGACGAGGAUGAAGACGACAACCGCAAAUCCUCCUCCUCAUCGAAGAAACGUAACGAAGACGAUCGAGAAGAAGAGGAAAGAUACGACGACAGAAAAGAAAGCAAGAAAUCUUCCUCCUCGUCCAACGAGAGAGAUGAAGCCGACCACGAUAAAGAGUACGACAAGGAAGAUGUCGAGAAGUUUGAAAACGAUAGCAGAUUAAAAGAUGUGGACGAUUGGGGAGACGACGACGAUAACUCUUCGUCCGGUAAGAAGUCAUCCGCCGGAAAAGGGUCGAGUAGAAGCAAAUCCUCCUCCAAAGAAGAUUGGUGGGCGUCAUCUGCGAAGUAA
Bathycoccus prasinos is the source of this 2478-nucleotide messenger RNA. RefSeq lists its product with no specific name. The record is from RefSeq and is a predicted model, not a curated record. Gene Ontology annotation, biological process: ubiquitin-dependent protein catabolic process; mRNA processing; protein ubiquitination. Gene Ontology annotation, cellular component: nucleus. Gene Ontology annotation, molecular function: ubiquitin protein ligase activity. NCBI's taxonomy places the organism in Eukaryota, Viridiplantae, Chlorophyta, Mamiellophyceae, Mamiellales, Bathycoccaceae. The coding region runs from base 1 to 2478 and encodes 825 amino acids. The transcript has a single exon.